This is a messenger RNA of Triplophysa rosa, 701 nucleotides long. RefSeq names its product WD repeat-containing protein 11-like. Gene Ontology annotation, cellular component: cytoplasm. The record is from RefSeq and is a predicted model, not a curated record. Gene Ontology annotation, molecular function: protein binding. The transcript is spliced from 5 exons. Lineage: Eukaryota; Metazoa; Chordata; Actinopteri; Cypriniformes; Nemacheilidae. Bases 16 to 687 code for a protein of 223 amino acids.
GAUACAUGAGGCCCAAUGUGUUUGAUAAGUUUUCUGAUCUGUCUGAUUGUUUCAGGUCAUAGUCUGAUUUCUGGAAUAGACCCCCCACGGCCCUCGGCAGGUCAGCAGGAAGUGCAUCUGAAGUUCCUAUUGACAGGACUGCUGUCUGGCCUUCCCCUACCUCCUUUUUCCCUCCGAAUGUGCCCCCCACUCACCACUAAGAACAUCAACCACUACCAGCCUCUGCUGGCUGUAGGUACAAGCAAUGGGUCUGUGCUGGUGUACAACCUGACCAGCGGUCUCCUGCACAAAGAGCUGAGUGUUCAUUCAUGUGAGGUCAGAGGAAUUGAAUGGGUUAGUUUGACUAGUUUUCUGUCUUUCGCCACCUCUGUUCCCAACAACCUCGGACUUGUAAGGAAUGAACUACAACAUGUGGAUCUACGCACAGGACGGUCCUUUGCAUUUCGAGGUGAACGUGGAAACGAUGAGCCAGCCAUUGAAAUGAUUAAAGUAUCACAUCUCAAGCAAUACCUUGUUGUGGUGUUCAGAGACAAACCAUUGGAACUCUGGGAUGUCCGCACAGGAACUUUGCUGCGUGAGAUGGCUAAGAACUUCCCUACUGUCACUGCUCUGGUACUACUACACACGCACACACACACACACACACACACACGUCUGGUUUAUUAUCUCCGUGGGGACAGUCCAUAGGCAUAAUGAGUUGU